UCGCGGGGGUUUUAUCACCGCCAAUUGUGCAUCAUAAGCCUGGUCUACGAGACUUCAAACACUCGACAACUCUCUUCAUUUGAUUCUCGGGGUCGGUCGCUGACUUCCUCAAGUCAUAACCAUUAUGAUAUGGCCUUUCACUUCCGCCUCCAAGAAAGAUGAUGAGUCUUCGAGGCAGUCAGUCGCUUGGGAUGAAAGUUUAAAUGGAACCGACUGGCAACACUAUAAAGAUCCGAGAAAUUGGGUCCCGACUUUGCUUGUGACAACAACCGUCCUCGCGUCCUUAAAGAUCUACCGCUCGUACCUACGCCGAAUACCUGGAGCCACACACAUAAAACCGGGAUUUUUUAGGAAGAGAAGUCUAUUCGGCCGGGUUACAAGCGUUGGAGAUGGAGACAACUUCCACAUGUACCACACACCCGGCGGCCGUCUAGCCGGUUGGGGUUGGCUACGGAGAGUGCCUACUAAGAAGACCGAGUUAAAGAACAUGACCAUCCCCGUACGCAUUGCUGGUAUUGACGCACCAGAAGGCGCUCACUUUGGACGACCCGCUCAACCGUACUCGACCGAUGCUCUGGCCUGGCUAUCUAGUUAUAUACUUGGUCGCCGGGUCCGGGCCAAAAUCUACAAGCGUGAUCAGUAUGAUCGUGUCGUCGCCACCGUAUUUGUGAGACGGUUCCUCCUCCGCCGGGACGUUGGGUUGGAAAUGCUGAAGCGAGGUCUGGCUACGACUUAUGAGGCCAAGAGCGGCGCCGAAUUUGGUGGCCUCGAGGAGAAGUACAAGGCCGCUGAGGUGAAGGCGAAGGAGAAAAAGCGAGGAAUGUGGGGUGGCGAGCCGCAGUUCUUCGAAAGCCCUCGAGAUUAUAAGACUCGAAUGAACUCGGAAGAGUCCAAAACCAAUAACGCCAAAUGAUGAGAGAUGAACGAAUCAUGACUCGGUUAUACCUAGGUAUUUUGUAUUUGCGAAUGGCUGUGCGGUGUAUUAAUGCGAUGAGAGUCGAGUCCGCUCUAACUCUAUCCUAUGAUACACAUUUGAGACUUGGGCAAAUUUUGCCAUGUGCCUACAUACCUGGGUAUGUAUAAGGAACGAUAUUGGUCUGGUAAUAAGGCUAAGCUAUCUAUUUGUCUAGUUUCUUAAUAGGAAACGUAUUGCGAGCAUUGGCGAUCAACCAAACCUAUCAAUCCGAUUUAACCCUUCGACCCAUGCACGGAUCAUCAAGUUGCUCUUCCCCAGAACCUCCCGCAACUAGUACCCGUGUCCAUGUUUACUUACCUAACUUGUGGAAUUGUUUAUAUAGAUUCACCAAGUGGAUAUACUGGAUCGUGGGUCGCCCGAUGAGAACUCAGACAUACCUCCAUAUGAUUACGUAGCCCGGGGUUUUCUUCGAGGCGGUGUUCCUCCUUCCCCCACCCUUUGUGACGGGUAUGGAUGGAACAUAACCUUAUAGAUCUCACAGAAGGUACUGUAUUGUUGAAUCUAUUAUUGUUCUAACCUGCAAUCUUUAUUCUUCUUGUUACGUUGCUGUUCCUUGCUUAAAAUUUUGGUACGCAUAAUCAGUAAUGACCAUAGAGAGUCGGACUCGGGAAUAUCAAAUAACCGUGGGUUACAUAUUGAAGAAGUCGUUCAGUUAUACGGG
Molecule: messenger RNA, 1637 nt
Organism: Annulohypoxylon truncatum
Lineage: Eukaryota; Fungi; Ascomycota; Sordariomycetes; Xylariales; Hypoxylaceae
Product: SNase-domain-containing protein
Exons: 2
Coding region: 125-913 (262 amino acids)
Cellular component (GO): mitochondrion; cytoplasm
Source: RefSeq, a predicted model, not a curated record